Messenger RNA from Lecanosticta acicola, 1686 nucleotides. Lineage: Eukaryota; Fungi; Ascomycota; Dothideomycetes; Mycosphaerellales; Mycosphaerellaceae. The record is from the annotation of a GenBank genome assembly.
AUGCUCUAUCUCAGCGUGCCUGUACCAAAGUAUUGCGCUCGCUGUCUGCGGGCUUGCAAUCGUCCUACCCAAAGGCUGCAGUCGAGCUUUCGUACCGCUCGUCAUGCAUCUAAUCGCUCAUCGCAACCUGCAACAGGUGGCGACGGCGAUGGCGAACCUCCUGAGCCCGAGAGAGAUAACGAGCAGGGCGCGAUGACAAGAAGAUUACAGGAGAUGAGCGAGGACAGCCUUGAAACAGGCGGUUGGAGGACCCUGAAGGCCGUAGAAGAGGCCGGGUUCAGUGAAGAGUUGAAGGAUAAGCUGGAGAAGAAGAUCGCGGACGCCAGCUUCAAAAGCGAACAUGCCAGCGCUUUUGCUCAGGCCAACAUACCUGCCAGCGCUGGACGUGGCACACGGGACAUCGCUGGCGCGCAGCCCUGGACUGGCAUUGAGAGUGUAGAGGAUGCGUCGUUGCGAAUGCUCAAUGAUGCCCACAAGCCGCUGCGCACUCCGGCCAAGGUUCCAAAGCCCAUGCGCGGUCCCACCAAGGUCGACACUGGCCGGCCGAGUAGUAAGGUCGGAGCGGGUACGCGAAUUGCCAGUGCCCGUGAACAAUCCAACAUCUAUUCGUCCACCAAAGAGCAGCAAGAAGGCUUGUCUGACGAGGAACGUGCCAAGUUCCGCGCGCAGAUGAAGGCUCGCUAUCAGCCUGGGCAGCAGAUGGUAGCUGCUACCAUUACUGGGCUGCAGAGCCUUGCCAAUCAACGAAUCGAGGACGCAAUCGGUCGUGGCCAGUUCAAGAAUCUUCCGGAUCGAGGCAAGAUAAUUGAACGCGAUUACAAUGCUAACAGUCCCUUCAUCAACACUACUGAAUACUUCAUGAACAAGAUGAUCAAGAAGCAAGAAAUCGUUCCACCUUGGAUUGAAAAGCAACAGGAAGUGAUAUCGACACUAAACAUAUUCCGCCGGAGACUCCGAGCGGACUGGAAGCGGCAUGUUUGCCGGAGCAUCUCCAGUCGAGGUGGAUCCCUCGAGGCAAAGAUGAAGCUGGCUGAAGAACACGCAUUCGCAGAACGAAUCGCCAAUCCCACGAAGAAACAAUUGGAGCAGAUCACGGCCUUGAACGCGGAAGGACACUUGUCUCAGAUUUCCAUUUCUGGGGAACUGAAAACACCCCCUCCCGACGAUGCUACCAUCAUGGAAGAAGAAAUCAAGAUAAUGGAGCAGACGUUCAAUGAUGAUGGUUCGCUAAAGGAGCCCGAGGCGCAAGUCAAGAUUGCCGCGCAGCACCCACCUCUCACACAAGCGCUACCCCCAGAGCCGCCUAAAGCGCCGACCGUACCGCCUUUCCGUGACCCACAAUGGGAAGAAACGGAACGGUCAUACCACCACCUGGCUAUUCGAAACCUCAACGCUCUCACUCGUGCUUACAAUCUGAUGGCGCCCGACUUGGCGAAGAAGCCUUAUUACUCGCUCGAGCGCGAACUGCUCACGUGCUUCGCAGAUGUUGCUCCUCAGGUUGCAUCUGCCAUUCGCGAAAGAGCGCUAGCGCCGAAGAUCAAAGGCGUCGAGAUUGUACAACACAAGCCUGGGGGUGUACUGGAGAAGUUCUCUAUGGACAAGGCGAGCCAUGUGUACGACGAACGCAAACCGCAAUACGGCUUCAAGGAAUUCUGGAGAGAUCUCUUCGCUCCCUCGAAGACUUAG